Sitodiplosis mosellana (orange wheat blossom midge) is the source of this 512-nucleotide messenger RNA. RefSeq lists its product as uncharacterized. The record is from RefSeq and is a predicted model, not a curated record. NCBI's taxonomy places the organism in Eukaryota, Metazoa, Arthropoda, Insecta, Diptera, Cecidomyiidae. The coding region runs from base 45 to 437 and encodes 130 amino acids. The transcript has 5 exons.
CAGAAAGCACAGAGUUUAUUCAAUCGUCGCAUCGAUUAUCAACCAUGAAGUUCUUCUGCGUUGUUUUCUUGGCUAUUAUUGCCGCUGCCGUGGCCAACCCACAUGGACACAGAUAUGGUGGUGGUAGAGGCGGCUAUGGAGGUGGUCCAGGCUAUGGUGGUGGUCCAGGCUAUGGUGGUGGUCCAGGCUAUGGAGGUGGUCCAGGCUAUGGAGGAGUUGGUGGCGGACCAGGUUUCGGUGGCGGACCAGGUUUCGGUGGCGGACCAGGUUUCGGCGGCGGCGGCCAACAAAAUGCACAAUCUACAGCUACAGCUUCAGCCUCCUCAGGAAGCCAAAAUAUUGGCGGACCAUAUCCUGGCCAACAGCAAACUUAUUCCAACGCUAAUGCACAAUCAGGAAGCUCAACAUCAACAGGAUUGGGACCACACGGAAAGUAAUAGACAAUAUGAGCAGACAUGAAAAUCAUCGGAAUUUUGAAUAAAUGAAUAAAAAUACGAUGAUCACUAAGAAAA